Molecule: messenger RNA, 1317 nt
Organism: Quercus lobata
Lineage: Eukaryota; Viridiplantae; Streptophyta; Magnoliopsida; Fagales; Fagaceae
Product: probable cinnamyl alcohol dehydrogenase 1
Exons: 6
Coding region: 80-1147 (355 amino acids)
Molecular function (GO): oxidoreductase activity, acting on the CH-OH group of donors, NAD or NADP as acceptor; zinc ion binding
Source: RefSeq, a predicted model, not a curated record
CUUGGAUUAGAUUGGAUUGGUCUUUUAAAGUAUACUAUCUCUCUCCCUCUCUCUCUCUCUCUUCAUAAACCAGACCAAGAUGAGCUCAUUGAGUGCAAAAGAUGACUGCCUUGCAUGGGCGGCAAGAGACCCAUCUGGAGUUUUAUCACCUUACAGCUUCAGCCGCAGGGCUGUUGGCAGUGACGAUGUUUCAUUAAAAAUUACACACUGUGGAGUUUGUUAUGCUGAUUUACUUUCGACCAGGAAUUUACAUGGGAAUUCAAAGUAUCCUUUAGUGCCUGGACAUGAGAUUGCAGGAAUCGUGAAAGAGGUUGGUUCCAAUGUUCACCGCUUCAAAGUUGGUGACCAUGUUGGAGUGGGUACCUAUGUCAACUCAUGCAGAAGUUGCGAGUAUUGUAAUGAUGGACAAGAAAUUAAUUGCGCAAAAGGACCAGUUUUCACCUUUGGUAGGGUGGACACGGAUGGUAGUAUCACCCAAGGAGGAUAUUCAAGUUACAUUGUUGCCCAUGAAAGGUACUGCUUCAGGAUACCUGACAACUAUCCAUUGGCUUCAGCAGCUCCUCUACUUUGUGCUGGAAUUACUGUGUACGCUCCCAUGGUGCAUCACAAAAUGAACCAACCUGGUAAAUCUCUAGGAGUGAUUGGGCUUGGAGGCCUUGGUCACAUGGCAGUGAAGUUUGGAAAGGCUUUUGGGUUGAACGUAACAAUUUUCAGCACUAGUGUAUCCAAGGAAGAGGAAGCCCUGAGUGUGCUUGGUGCGAACAGAUUUGUGGUCUCAUCUGACCAAGAGCAGAUGAAGGCUCUGGCUAAGUCAUUUGACUUUAUAAUUGACACAGCAUCUGGUGAUCACCCAUUUGAUCCCUACAUGUCACUGUUGAAGACUGCUGGUGUUCUAGCCCUGGUGGGGUUCCCAAGUGAAGUCAAAUUCAGUCCUGCAAGCCUUAAUAUAGGUAAUAAAACCAUUUCUGGUAGUUUAGUAGGUGGUACAAAGGUGACCCAAGAAAUGAUUGACUUCUGCGCUGCUCACAAAAUAUACCCAAACAUAGAAGUAAUUCCAGUUCAGUAUGCAAAUGAAGCUCUUGAGAGGCUAAUAAAUAAAGAUGUGAAGUACCGUUUUGUUAUUGAUAUUGAGAACUCCUUGAAAUAAUACUGAUAAAGAAACAAGGAAUUCCUCCUCUCAAAAGCAUACAGUGAUUGGCAAUUGUUCUUUUUUGGAUGGCGGGCAAUUAAUUCUAUUAACAAGCAUUUGGUGUUGCUCUUCUGCAUCAUGUAAUAGCCUGAAAUAAGUGAAUAGGUCAUUGAGUGGUUUUGUGAGAA